Molecule: messenger RNA, 2513 nt
Organism: Paramacrobiotus metropolitanus
Lineage: Eukaryota; Metazoa; Tardigrada; Eutardigrada; Parachela; Macrobiotidae
Product: prolyl 4-hydroxylase subunit alpha-2-like
Exons: 6
Coding region: 592-2307 (571 amino acids)
Biological process (GO): peptidyl-proline hydroxylation to 4-hydroxy-L-proline
Cellular component (GO): endoplasmic reticulum
Molecular function (GO): procollagen-proline 4-dioxygenase activity; iron ion binding; L-ascorbic acid binding
Source: RefSeq, a predicted model, not a curated record
UCUCGCCGUAAAGAAAUCUUGAUAGCAAUGCAAGCUUAUGUGAUGAAGGUGGACACACUCCGUAUCACACUAUGCUCAGACUUUAGAGGUCAUUAUAAUGCCGAUUGUCUGAUCGUUGUCAAAGGAUGCUGAACUUUGAUAUUUAUCGACAACACAAUUGAUCAGCUUUCUUUUUUUACGUUUGUGUAGUAGACUUCUCUUGCUUGUAUUUUUCAAUGUUAGACAACAACUGUUUAAGGAAAUAGCCGGUGUUUAUUCAACAUCAGAUAGCGUAAAACUGGAGUGUUGAAUCUGUUGAUAUUACGUUAAAUGUAAACCACAAUUAAAAUCCCUGUGAUCUUUUUUCGCAUGUGAAUUUACACAACGGGACAGUACAAAUGUACUCGUAGUAAAAUGUUGAUAUGCUGAAAAUGAUGUUGCAACAUGCAUUUUCUAAACCAUCGUACAUGAUCGUUUUGUAACGGUCUCAUGUAACGGAUAAUGUGGACACAAUUCUUAUGAUCGAUGUGUGGCCGCGGCAAUCAGCUUCCGUAAUUCUGUUUUAUAAUCUCAUUUACCUCAAACCUGGAAUACGCAAAUUCAUACGCCAACAUGAUUUGCUGGUGGAGUUUGUUCUUGUUAAUUUUGGCGAUUAAUAUUUCUUCGAAUAAUGGAGAUGUGUUCACAUCAAUGGCGGAUGUGGGAACGCUUGUUGGAUCAGCACAGCGAUUAACCCAUGUCCUGCAAGAGCUCGUCCGAGCAGAGAAAGAGCGAAUACAGGUUAUAGAAAAAUUUGUAAAAGAACAAAAGGAAUUCAAUCAGAAUCUACUAAUCCGCUCGAACAGGGAAGGAAAUUCCGCACAGUUGUACCAUCCCAUCACGGCAUUCCGUUUUGUCAAGCACUUGGGCGUCGACUGGCAAUAUUAUUCCCAGCUUAUUGGCUUAAAUCUUGCUGCGACUGCCGUAGAUGAGGUGAAACGUCUAUCGGAUUCCCACCAAAUAAAACUUCCUGUUGAAGAUGAUCUCAAAGGUGCAUCGGAAGCCUUGGUGCGCUUGCAACACACCUAUGAUUUGGACGAAGAUGUCGUCGCCAGCGGAGAUAUUCCGGGCGUCCCAACGAAAACCAAAAAUCUCACGUCCGUCGAUUGCUUCCUCUUGGGCAUCAAUCUAGCGCAUCUGCAUUUUCACGAUUAUGCUCAUCGUUGGCUAAAUCUCUCCUUAAGCUUGUAUGAAAAAGAAGAUAAAGCGCCGCGUGAAUUCGGCCAGCCCCAGCUGCGCAAGGCGGAAAUCCUAGAUUGGCUGCAACAUUCUGUGUACAACCAUGGCGAUGCGCCGUGGGCGUUGGAGUUAUCUGAACAACUCCUAAAACUCGACCCGGAAUUUCCCAAUGUUAAGGAAAACAUUCAAGUAUACAAAGAUUUCAUCGCUAGCAAAAAUCUUGAAGGAAAACCAGCGGACAAUAAACAGAAAUUAGUCCGGGGUGGUCACUACGAGCGCUUGUGUCGUGGAGAAGGUCAACUGAACAAGACCGUACUGUCACUACUGCGAUGCUUUUACGAAACAUGGAACAACCCAUCCUUAUUACUGCAGCCGCUGAAAUUCGAGAUGGCUUAUACUGAUCCCGAAAUCUACAUUAUUCACGAUGUGGCACUGAACUCUCAAAUCGAACGGGUGAAACUGGUGUCCAGAAAGCACAUGAAACGGGCAAUGGUAGUGAAAGCGGGGACUGGUGAUUCGGAAACUGCGCGAAUUCGAAUUUCCAAAAGCGCAUUUAUAGCGGAGCAAGAAGACCCCGUCAUUGGUGAAUUGAACCGCAGAAUUGGACAAGUUACGAAUUUGAAUAUGGAAGUUGCAGAAAAUCUUCAAAUGGCCAAUUACGGAAUAGGCGGUCAUUACGAUGCCCAUUUCGAUCACUUUCGCACUCUGAAAGAAAUCAACUACGCCCAAAUGCAUGAGAACUGGGGCGACCGGAUCGCCACCCUGCUCGUCUACCUCAGCGAUGUGGAAGCCGGUGGGGCGACGGUGUUUCCUCGUUUGAAUGUGACCCUGUACCCGCAACGCGGAAGUGCCGCUUUCUGGUACAAUCUGCACCGCGACGGUUUAGGCAAUGAAAACAUGCUGCACGCUGGAUGUCCUGUGCUGUCCGGUGUCAAGUGGAUUUCUAAUAAAUGGAUCCGUGAGAAAUUCCAAGAUCCCGCACGACCUUGUGGACUACAGCCGGAUAGCCCUGAGUGGGUGGACGGCUGGCCGGACCCACCGGGUACAGAGAAGAAAAAAGCUGAUGACUAUUCGUCACAUAUUUUUGGAAAUGGUUCUCCUGUGAAAUGAUGCCGCCUUAUAUUUCUAAGCGAUGCUGUUUUGUUGAGUUUACGAGAUUUUAUAAGGACCAAUUUGCAGUUCCUGUGAUAUUCACUCAGCUUUACACUGGCAUGAAUUAAGAAAAUAUUAAAAUUUUAUUAGCAAAAGCACGGCGUAAGUAGAACGAAAGCGACUCGUCCGGUAGGAGUUCCAAUAAAUUAGAGCUUUUCCUUUCA